UUUGGUUGCACUCUGUCCGUUACUUGAAAACCGUUCAUUGAACUAACUUAAUAUGGAAUAUAUACUUAUAUUUCAGUUUGUGUAAAUUGUGUCGUAUAAAUUUUCAGAUAUGUGCAGACUAGAAAUAAGGGGUAUCUUAUUUUUAAGUGCAGCUGGCUAUUUCUAUCCAUUACCCAGCUACGGUGAAUGCGUUGAAUUCAUUAAGCGCUGCUUAAGUGACACAUAGCUAAUAUAGUGUGAAGCUGCAGGUUAGUAUCGAAUGUCAUGUAAUUGUUGGGUUAACCUUGUUUGGAAAACCGGACUAUUAUAGCAUUGCAGCAUUUUGUGAGCUGUAAAUGUCAUUCGAUUGUACGAAGACUUGCACGAAAUGGCAACAAUCAGACAAUCUCGAUCGUUAAGCUUAUAGCUACACGCCAUUAAGCUUUCCGUGUAAAAGGUGUUUCUAGGCUAACGUUAUAGUAUAUUAUUUAUUUUUGUUUGUCAGUUCAUCAAUGGCAAGCAAAGAAUGCGAAACACAAUGGAGACACAACCCAGAGACAUUUACAGUAAGAAAUCGGAAAGCUUGCACGAAAACGGUUGAACCGAACUUGAAAAUGCCUGACGGGACUGAGAAAGCAAUGCCUGGGAGCGGUAAUGACGACAAUCAGCAACGACAACGCGGCGAUUCGCAAACUUUAAAUGGCGCAGUGAAACCGAUGCUUAAGUUAAAAAUCUGCAUGACAAAGUCUGACAAACGAUGUACCGCACUCUCAUUCGCUUUGGUGGUGUUACUGUCCUUCUCCACACGCUUUUACAAGAUCCUGGAGCCACCUCAUAUAUGCUGGGAUGAGACCCAUUUUGGAAAAAUGGGCAGCUACUACAUCAACAGGACUUUCUUCUUUGAUGUCCACCCACCUCUUGGCAAAAUGCUGAUUGGUUUAGCUGGGUACAUGACUGGCUAUGAUGGCACCUUCCCAUUCAACAAACCAGGGGACAAAUACGAACAUCAUAACUACUGGGGCAUGCGAGGGUUCUGCGCACUCCUGGGCUCGUGCCUGCCCCCUUUCGCCUACCUCACGGUGCUGGAGUUGACCCAGUCGCCUCCAGCAGCCCUCAUCACUGCCACGCUGCUGGUCUUUGACACUGGAUGUAUCACCCUCUCCCAGUACAUCCUACUGGAUCCCAUCCUGAUGUUCUUCAUAAUGAGUUCAGUGCUGAGCAUGGUCAAGUUCAAUCUGCAAAGAGAGCGGCCCUUCAGUGCCCCCUGGUGGCUGUGGCUGCUAUUAACAGGGACCAGUCUGGCCGGUGCUCUAGGGGUGAAGUUUGUGGGACUGUUUGUCAUCCUGCUGGUGGGACUGAACACGGUAUUGGACCUCUGGAGACUGCUGGGAGAUCUGGAGCUCUCUCUGUUUGAAUUUGGGAAGCACCUCCUGGCCCGGGUGUUUGGGCUGAUCCUGCUCCCCCUGUCCUUGUACAUCAUGAUAUUUGCUGUCCACUUUGUUGUCCUGAACAAGAGUGGUCCAGGAGAUGGCUUCUUCAGCUCAGCCUUCCAGUCGCGACUGGUUGGGAACAAUCUGUACAACGCUUCCAUGCCUGAAUACCUGGCGUAUGGCUCCACUAUUACAGUGAAGAACCUGCGGAUUGCGGGUGGGUACCUCCACUCCCACUGGCACCUGUACCCGGAAGGGGUGGGCGCCCGGCAACAGCAGGUCACCGCCUACCUCCACAAGGACUUCAACAAUCUGUGGCUCGUCCAUAGACCGGAUGGUGCCAAUGAGCAGCCUGGAGCCCCGGACCUCGUCCGACAUGGUGACAUCAUCCGAUUGGAGCACAAAGAGACCACUCGGAACCUGCACAGUCAUCUCCAUGAGGCACCCCUCACCAGGAAGCACUAUCAGGUCACAGGCUAUGGCAUUAAUGGCACAGGCGACCCUAAUGACCUGUGGCAGGUGGAGGUGUGCGGCGGCCGGCGGGGCGACCUGAUCAAGGUGCUGCGCAGCAAAGUGCGCUUCCGGCACCGCACCACCGGCUGUGUUCUCUACUCCUCCGGCAAGACCCUGCCCAAAUGGGGAUGGGAACAGGUGGAGGUGUCCUGCAGCCCCUAUGUGAGAGAGACACCCAACUCACAGUGGAACAUUGAGGAUCACAUCAACCCCAAGUUGCCCAACAUUAGCCUGGCUGUGCUGAAGCCGUCCUUCCUGGAGAUCCUCGUGGAGUCCCACAUUGUCAUGAUCAGGGGUAACAGUGGCCUGAAGCCUAAAGAUAAUGAGGCACACUCUAAACCCUGGCACUGGCCUAUCAACUAUCAGGGCUUGCGGUUCUCUGGAGUGAAUGAGACGGAGUACCGCGUAUAUCUGCUUGGAAACCCUGUAGUCUGGUGGCUGAACCUGUUCAGUCUGGGCCUGUAUGUGCUCAUGGUCUCCGUAGCUGCUGUGGCAAUCCAGAGGGGAGCUUCCCUGUGGGAGAGAAGCAGAGAGCAUUGCCGGGUGCUGAAGGAAGACGGGGGCUUUCUCUUGCUGGGAUGGCUGCUGCACUACGUGCCCUUCUACACCAUGGGCCGCAUCCUCUACUACCACCACUACUUCCCUGCCAUGCUCUUCAGCAGCAUGCUCACAGGGGUGACCUGGGACACUUUGCUGCAGUGUAGCGACCUGCUGCUACCUCCAUCCCCUGCCUAUUGUCUGCAGAGAACGGGCCAGGCCAUGCUCCUACUGGCUGUCGUCUACAGUUUUUACCUAUUCCACCCCCUCUCCUAUGGCAUGAGGGGACCUCUGGCCCAUGACCCUGCCAGCCCAAUGGCUGGUCUUAGGUGGAUGGACUCCUGGGAAUUUUAAAGGCUCUAAAGACGAGAAAACCAUUGACUGUUCCAGCCGAGCCUCAAAACACUGCCUUAAUUUUUGGUGGAUUACCACUACACCACAGUGCGUUCUUUUAUACACCUGCUACUCUUAAAAUGUACAUUGAGAUUUGGAGAUGCACAG
Messenger RNA from Megalops cyprinoides (Indo-Pacific tarpon), 2960 nucleotides. RefSeq names its product protein-O-mannosyltransferase 2 (gene pomt2). The transcript has 21 exons. Gene Ontology annotation, cellular component: membrane; endoplasmic reticulum. Gene Ontology annotation, molecular function: dolichyl-phosphate-mannose-protein mannosyltransferase activity. Gene Ontology annotation, biological process: protein O-linked glycosylation via mannose. The record is from RefSeq and is a predicted model, not a curated record. The coding region runs from base 492 to 2813 and encodes 773 amino acids. NCBI's taxonomy places the organism in Eukaryota, Metazoa, Chordata, Actinopteri, Elopiformes, Megalopidae.